CAACUUUUCUCGUCAAGGUUUCUCUUGGGGACGACAUCCCCAUUAUAUAGUCUAGGUGCUGGCUUGCCUUAGAGAGUAGGAAAACAGUGAGGGGGGUAGCUUGGGAACAUGCCGGUUUCACUAGUGUCUCUCCUCAAGUUCGAACCACUACGGAUGCUGCUACUUAUUCAUGAUCUGUAAGUUGCAUUCGUGAUCCUUUUGCCAUUGAUAGUCGUGUAGUAGAGUGAGUUCUAGUCUCUUCCUCGCGGGUUUGUCACUCAGUACUCGUAUGGAGUGCUAUAGUGUUGCUAUAGGACGCCAGACAUAGUCGUGUUAUAGUAGUGAUCGGUAGUGUAGACAUGAUGUCUAGAUUACGGGUUAUCCUUCAUUUGCCUUGUAUCCCACAGAUAGAUAGAGGUAGGCCGCGGUAGUGACAGCCGUUGGUCCAUUGUACUCCACAUUUGGAUAUAGCAUAGAGCCAUUAGCCGGAGGCGCCUGUAUUCCAUGGUAAGCCAGUGCCCGAAGCGAGAGAAAAUACCAAAGAGACCGAUCUUAACUUUUCUGACUAUCUGCGGGAUCCUCUCUACCAUCUUCGUCCUAUAGAGUUGUGUCCUUAGACCAUAGACUAGAAUAGAAGAUAGUGCACACGUUCCUUAGAUUCGAUGCCCUUGGAAUACUCUUUGAGAGAAGUGCUACAACGAUAUACCCGUGCUUGUGGAUUCAUUCGUGGUCAUAGCUAUACCAUCAGGUUGUAUUGACGCUAGGGCGAAGCGCCACCUAGUAGUGAUGUUAGGAAAUACCAACAAAUGCGGUGUUCGCUCUUGGAGAAGAACUGGUGCCUUGGCAGCACUGCAUCAUCCGCCAACAAAAAUAUAUGCAUUUCACAAAUGAUAUAUGGAGGCAGUUGUAGAUGGAUGGAUCAUGUUCGUUGCUUGGGUUCAAGAUUGUGAUUACAUUUGAGAGAUUGAUGACAUAUGAAUUGAUUUUGAAAGCCUACGGUUCUUGUACCAUCAAGACGCCCUUGACAAGUCCCUCAUUAGUGUGGGGGUUAUGCAAGUGUUUGCUCUCAUUUUCUACAUCUUAGAUCCUACAUUAAAUGUGCGCAGUCUCACCCCCUCUCUUAUUUUGUAUCAUUCAGAAUGGAGAUUCAAGAGUGCCAAAGAAAAUAGGUCUACCAUGUCAGCUUCAUGGACCCGCAUGUCAUAAACAAGGAAUGGCCAAAUAGGACCUUGAAGACUAUUUAUAACUUCCUAGAUACUCAGCAACACAUACAAUUCAUAUGUUUGCCGUACAACUUACUAUGUAUAUUUAACAUUGUUGUGUAUAUAAAUAUGAACACCUUCCAUUCGAUAUUACUUGCAAUCAAGAUUAAUCGAAGCUACGGUGCUGGACCCGAAGAAGAAACCAAAAUCAGAGUACCAAAGCCUCGUAGACACGCUUAACAUGUUAUGGGCUUGCUUCAUACAAAAAACUUAGGAUAGUUCCAGGAAUAACUUCAUAUCAGGGAUAACUUUUCGGUAUGAAUUAAAUCUGAACAUUUAAUGUCAUUUCUUUAAAAACCACGACAGCUUGAAUAUUUCAUAACAUAUUUUUUUCAUAUUUAGUGUUUGAGACAGGAGUAUGAAAACAACUUAUGUGGAUAAUGCUGUUGGGAGUUCAUUGACAGCUUUAUGGGUCACAAGAAAAUUACAAAUCAAGAAGAUAGAGUACGCAGCACAAUUCAUACAUUUUCACUCUGCACAAAUAUUGCUUUAAAUUGAUGAUGUUAAUUUGCACGUGACAUAUUUAUGACAUGAGAGAAGAACCCAUGGUCCCAGAACGACUAAGGGCAAUUCAUGAAUAACUAUGUAGUUUCCUUUUGGAGGAGGUCGUAAAUUCAAAGGGAGAGUUUUCUUACAAUGGAACAAGUGUAGGUCAACUUCAUCCAAUCAGGGACUCGAAUGAUGACGCAUAGUGCAUAUUUGGAAUACUUGUAACUUUUGAAGUGUAUAUAAAUUGUAUAAAUACAAUAUAUGCAACCUUUACUAUGCUAGAUCCAUAUUAUUAGCGUAAUAUUACUGCUACACGCAAACAUAUACUGCAUAUGAAUCGAAUAUGAAUUAACAUACGAAUUAAAAUGAAAGGAAUACAUAUAUAGAAACAAAAUGAAUAACCUUUUUAGUACUGGUUAGUAAAAUCGACUGGUACUAAACUGCCUUCUACAGUUUACUAAAAUCAAGUAGCACUAAAUGGCCCACAGUUUACUAAAAUCAACUGGCACUAAUUCGACCGGUACUAAAUAGCGUGGCAUUUAAGUACCAACUAAGUGGUACCGGUCAGGCACCUAAGGGAGGUCACGGACCGGCUCGAAAGGUCCAUCCUCCGGUAGUGAAUAGUUUCAAAUUUGAGCAAAAGUACAAGAACUGUACUGACAUUCAUAUCUCCAAAUAGAUUAAUCUAUUAAUGUUUAUUUUGUAACGUAAAUAUUUAUUUUGCAUAAAUUUGGUAAAACUUAAAAUUGGUUGACUUUUCGGGAAGCGAGAGUUGCAUUAUUGUUAGAUGGAGUGAGUAUCUAUUACUGUGUCCAUCCACUGUUCACAAAAUAUCCAAAACCUUGACCUCACGCUGCAACAAUGCUUCCAAAGAGACGACGUACUGUCGGUAGGAAUAAUAAUGUAGAGAAUGCCGCCGGUGCCAUUUGGUAGAACCGAGACUGAGUUUUUCACUUGAGGUACCAAUAAUGAUUGUGAGGGAAAACAGCCCCACAACGAUAUAUCCAAGAAGGUUUGGGAUGCCAAAAGCCAUCACCGCCGUCGGCACCGACACAAGGUUUAUGUGUACCAAGAAAGUAGGUACUACCAACCAUAUAGUGUGCAUCAGGACAUCUAUAAACGUAGUCAUAAAUUAAUAAAUCAAUUGGUGCCAACGUUAGAUGAUAAGGCCAGCUGCCACGGGAACUGAUAAAGCUCUAUAAAUAAGAGGAGCGUCGACAAGUAAGGAUGCACACUACUGAUCUUCAGUCCUGCGUCGGCUGUUUGCAUAGAGUACUUUGAGCAAGUUAGUAGCUUGCCGGUUGGAGCAUCGUCUACGGAACCCGCUGCGGCAAGAACCUUUGAAGAAUCAGCAAAUGAAUAAGUUUGGGAUCCCCUGUAGAGUACGCGUCGUACUGUAAGGGAUCGAUUGCUCCGUUGGCCUAAGAGGGGGAGGGGGUGAAUUAGGCAAUUUUAAAAUCUUAACCUAUAGGCUCCACUAUUUUUGCAUAAAUAAAAACUAGAACAUCUAACUAGAUGUGCAACUAAGGCAAAGUUCUAGUGAUCAAUCCUCAUCCCAAAGUGUUUUGCAACCUAUAGCCAAUCCUAUCCAGAACUACUCUAUGAAAGUAAAGGCACACACGAUUGCAAGUAAGAAAUACGGAAACGUAAAGGAGGGAUGAGAGGAAGCAAACUCUUGACACACGAUUUAUCCCGUGGUAUCGGUAGGCACUUAGCCACCCCUAGUCCACGUUGUUGAAGAACUCACACAAGAGUAUUGCUUCCCGGUCACCAAGUCUCUUCCAAGCGCGCCACUUGACUCGCCACUAAGGCUCGCCACUUAGGCACUCGCCAAGCCGCCUUGGUCACCUUGAUGCCGCCUCCACUAAGGAGCUUCUCCACUAAGGAAGGGGGUCUCCACGUCCCCCGCACAAAGUGUCUUCACUGCACCACACCAAGUCGGAGGGUUGAAGAUGAUUGCCGGAGAGCCACAAGGCUCCGGCACUCCUUGUACACCUUGAUUCACUCGAGAAUCACCUCACAAGGCAGACACACCUUGCAUCUCACUCAGCACUAAGCCAAUGCUAGCACUACACACACUAAGCGUGCAAAGCCUAUGGAUAAGCAAUUGGAGAUGGUCUUCAAUGUGUCUUCGUCUCCUCUGCACUUCCACACAAUUCAGCAACCCCAAAUGACCGAAUUGAAGGGGUAUAAAUAGCCCAAGGCAUCCAUAGAUCCGUUGCUCCAAUGGCUAGUCUUUUCUGUGUACCGUCGGACCGACGCUAUACUUUUCCAGGGCGUCAGUUCAUCCGGUGCUACUAGCCAUUGCCUUCUACGUCAUUUGACCGUUGAAACUUGCUGACGUCAUUCAUCCGAUGCUUCCACCGAUGUUGCGUCGGUUCAUCCGGUGCUGAAGACUCUGUGACCAAAACCUCUCUGUCUUGACUCCAUAAAUUAUCGGAUAGACCGACGGUUCCCACCAAUGGACCGUCGGUUCAUCCGACGCCUCCGUCUUCAGACUCUUUGCCUCUGGAAUUCAUCCGGCGCUUCUAGAAACCGGACCGUCGGUUCAUCCGACGGUGUCAGUUGACUCCAGUCUUCCUGCAGUGUACCAGUUCCUCCGGCGCUUGCACCGAAGCUUCUUCUAGGGUACCAUCGGUUCAUCCGACGGUGACUUUUUGCUGUUUCUUUGCGUCUUCAACUUACCAUCACUUAGAGUUAAGUCUGGGAUUUUGCUAUGUCUAAACCGUGGUAUCUUGACUUUAAUUCGUGGUAACAUUCAUGGGACCUAGAAUGCCUACAAAGACAUGCUUAAUCAAUAUGGUUAGUCCCAUUGAUCAUGUUGUCAUGAAUCACCAAAAUUAUACUCGAACACUUGACUAUCAGGCUAUGUUCGCUACACGUACAUUGACAUAUUUGCUGGUAUGUGGAGACUCUAGCCAUAUGUCCCUAGUAGCUCCACCAGAUGGCAGCAGCAGCUUGUUGAGUACAACUGCUAUGCUGCAUCCAUACAGCAUGAUGACGGUCCGAUUAAUGUUGAGCAAGCAGCAGCACAGGAGUCCUACAACAAUAAUCCAAUUCAGGUGUUCCAGGAAGCAGCCCACAAGUUUGAGGAUAAUAUCGGCACGAUGGAAAUGAAGAUCCAUAGGUACCCUGGAAGCAUCAAAGCUCUCGGCAAUUGGUAUACCGUCCCGACGAUUGUGGCCAUUGGCCCUUACCACCACGGUCGACAAGAGCUCAUGCAUGCCGAGAAUGUGAAGCAUGCGGCUGCUUACCACUGCAUCAAAACUUCGGGCCGCUCGGCCCAGGAAAUGUACUCCGCGGUCGUCUCCGCCGCGAGGGAGAUCGGUGCCCGCCGCCUCUACAGAAAGGACGUGAUGGAAGGUAUCGGCGAUGAUGACGACUUCCUACAUAUCAUGUUCUUUGACGCGUGCUUCUUGGUCAUGUACAUGCUAAACUAUUCGGGCAUGGAAUGCGACAAGUUUCUGUGUAAUUUCUUCAAUUCCAGUGCCGAUGAAAUCGCUCAUGACAUCAUGCUGCUCGAGAACCAGAUCCCCUGGCCGGUGGUGGACGCACUCCUCAAGUACACGUCCGUGCCCUUGGCGGAUUUCGUCUCUAUAUGGAAGUGGCAAGACGGCCGUCUGCAAGACAGGGUUUAUUAUAAAGUGCCUGCAGGUGAUGCUGUCUUGGAUGAAACCUACGGACCCCCGCAUCUCCUUGGCCUCCUCCGGUUCUACAUUGUAGGAAGAAGCAGAACCAAGGUGCCUGGUGGAGUAGAGAAAAUAAAGUCGGCAGCAGUCUCAGUUAGUGCCAUGGAGAUUGCCAAAAUGGGCAUCAAUCUCAGAGCCAACAAAACAAAUGAGCUUGCUGACAUGGGCCUCACUAAGAAACCGAUCUUUUUCGCGGUGCUCUCCAUGGCGCCGCUGUCUCUGAACGAUUUACACGCAAACCUGCUCGUGAACAUGGCGGCGCUUGAGGUAUGCACCACCCCAAAUUCUUUGGGCGACGAGGUGGAGUUUGAAGACGACUCUGCUGUCUGCUCGUACCUCCGCCUGCUCUGCAUGUUGGUGCAUAGGAAGGAGGACGUGCACCACCUGGGAACAAAGGGUAUUCUACGAGGGGCAGGACUCACGAACAAGAAGGCGCUCGACUUCUUCGCCAGCCUUAAGAGCCUGCCCCUCGGACUCUCCUGUGACAACCUCAUGUUGCAGAUUGAGAGUUACAGGAUCAAGAGGCCGAUGCGGAUUAAGGGGUACGCAUUCGUUCGCAAAAACUGGAAGACCAUCCUGGGGGUUUUCACCGUCAUUGGUGUAUUUGCCAGUAUCUUGUCGGCGAUCAAGUCUCUCAAGGGUGCCCAAUGAUAAUUUUUUUUAUCAGCAUGUGCUGUCUGCAGUAAAUUAAAAUGCAUGUAAUAUUCUUCGUCUUGUCCUAAAAAACAAAAAUCUUCUUCGUCU
This is a messenger RNA of Panicum virgatum (switchgrass), 6163 nucleotides long. Its product is annotated as UPF0481 protein At3g47200-like. The transcript has 2 exons. Lineage: Eukaryota; Viridiplantae; Streptophyta; Magnoliopsida; Poales; Poaceae. The coding region runs from base 4838 to 6070 and encodes 410 amino acids. The record is from RefSeq and is a predicted model, not a curated record.